Messenger RNA from Beta vulgaris subsp. vulgaris (sugar beet), 1039 nucleotides. RefSeq names its product transcription factor bHLH118-like. The transcript is spliced from 3 exons. Gene Ontology annotation, molecular function: DNA-binding transcription factor activity, RNA polymerase II-specific; protein dimerization activity; RNA polymerase II transcription regulatory region sequence-specific DNA binding. The record is from RefSeq and is a predicted model, not a curated record. NCBI's taxonomy places the organism in Eukaryota, Viridiplantae, Streptophyta, Magnoliopsida, Caryophyllales, Amaranthaceae. Gene Ontology annotation, cellular component: RNA polymerase II transcription regulator complex. Gene Ontology annotation, biological process: regulation of transcription by RNA polymerase II. The coding region runs from base 71 to 919 and encodes 282 amino acids.
UUAAACAGCAAAUCCUAGGUAAGUAAGAAAAAAAAGGAAGACCUUUUUUAACCUCGUAUUAUUAGUGAUCAUGGAUCACAACCCUCCAAUAAUUUCAUCUAAUCACUUUGAUUAUGAUAAUUUACUACUUGAUGAUGAUGAGCUACUGCAUCUAAUCAGUAGUGUUUUCCCAGCAACAACCCCACAAAUUGAUGAUGUUUCAGCUGUGCUUGCUCCUUCAAUUGAAAACCAGUUAUUAAGUCAAGAUAGUACUGUAAUGGUUAGCAACCCAAUUCAUAGUUCUCAGCAGCAGGAAGAACCAUCUCAACAUAUUAAUGUAGCUUGUCAGCAGCCUGUUGAGUUUAAGUCCACAGCCCCAACAACAACAACAAGAAGCAAGUGUGCCGGAAAGAAGAAAUCGAAUUCGAAGGCCGUCGAAAUUGAACGGAAAAGAAGGCAAGAUAUGACCACCCUCUAUCAUGAUCUUCGCUCGUUACUUCCUCCUGAAUAUCUCAAGGGGAAGCGGUCUACUUCAGAUCUUUUGCAUGAGGCUAUGAGCUAUAUAAACACCUUGCAAAAAAGUAUAAAAGGUUUAAAUGAUAGCAAAGAUGAAUUACUGAGGAUAACGCCAGCUGAAAGUUCUAGCAUUAAUAAUCAUAAUUCCAACCAGAAUUGUAAUGUGAAAGUGAAGGCUUGCAAAGAAGGAUUUAUAGAAGUUAUAUUCAGUACACGUGCUUUGUAUGAUGAUGAUGAAAAAAAUCAGAACUUUCGUCUUUCAAAAGUGCUACAUAUACUGAACAAAGAAGGGUUAGAUGUGAUCAAUUGUAUUUCCUCUAGAGUUCAUGACGAUAUGGUUCACACCAUACAAGCUCAGGUCGAUGAUGGGAGGGGAAUUGAUCUCUGUCUACUGCAGCAGACAUUAACAGAUUGCGGCAUAUGAUUUAUUGUAAUGUUAUUAUAUUAUAAACAAUAUUAUAAGGAUAUCAUUGUACCUAUUAAAUAUUAAUACUUUAGCCUAAAGUGUUAAAUCAUUAUUUUGGCUUAUAGUUGUUGGGACUAG